GGCUGCCAAGGGAGCGCGAUCGGCCCCACGUCACUCGUGCCACUGGUAUAAAUGCUGUCCCGCGAUGUCCAUGGCUGUCGGCGCGGCGGCUCCCGCGACUUGACUGCAGCAGGGCUCCGGGAGGCAGCGCCGCUCCGCGCCCUUCGGCCGCCGGGACCCGCCGGGCGGCGGCGGACAAGGAGGACAAGGAGGAGGAAGAGGAUGCUGCGGGCCUUGGUAGCGGUGUCCCUGUGGCUGCGGGUGAGCCCGCGGGCGCAGGGCGCGCCGUGCGAGGCGGUGCGCAUCCCCAUGUGCCGCUCCAUGCCCUGGAAUAUCACCCGCAUGCCCAACCACCUCCACCACAGCACCCAGGAAAACGCCGUCCUCGCUAUCGAACAGUACGAGGAGCUGGUGGCCACCGGCUGCAGCCCGGUCCUGCCCUUCUUCCUCUGCGCCAUGUACGCUCCCAUCUGCACCCUGGAGUUCCUCUACGACCCCAUCAAGCCGUGCCGCUCCGUCUGCCAGCGCGCCCGCGACGGCUGCGAGCCCAUCAUGCGCCGCUACAACCACAGCUGGCCCGAGAGCCUGGCUUGCGACGACCUCCCCGUCUACGACCGCGGCGUCUGCAUCUCCCCAGAGGCCAUCGUCACCGACGUGCCGGAGGAUGUGAAGUGGACGGACUUCACACAGGGCUUUAUGGUCCCGGACAGACCCCUGGAGCCUGACUGCAGGAGCCGCAGCCAGGAGCGGUGCAGGUGCAAAAAGACAAAGCCUACGCUGUCAACCUACUUGGCCAAGAACUACAGCUACAUCAUUCAUGCUAAAGUAAAAAGCAUAGAAAGAGGGAACUGCAAUGAGAUAACAACUGUGGUUGAAGUCAAAGACAUACUCAAGUCUUCAACGCCAAUUCCUCUGUCCCAAGUGCCUCUUCUUACAAAUUCCUCCUGUCAGUGCCCGCCUCUUCAACCAAAGCAGGAUGUUCUUAUCAUGUGCUAUGAGUGGCGCUCAAGGUUGAUGCUUCUUGAUGGUUGUCUAGUUGAAAAAUGGAAGGACCAACUAAACAGAAGAUUUAAGAGGUGGGAACAGAGACUGCAAGAACAAAAGCGGCGAACUGCGCGCAGUAAGAACCAGAAUUCAGGACGCAGUGGUCAGAGUGGAGCCCUGAAACCACAAACCAGGAACACCAACCCACUGAUCAGUGGCCCCAAUAAGGCCAUUAAAAUAAGAAAUGGCCAGAAAGAAAUUAACCCCAAAAAAGUAUGAGUGUGAAAUUCCCUAAAGGAUGGACUUUCCCUGCCCGACAAGGGUCACAAUCUGGCUUGGUCAGCGUAUUUUAUGAAUCUGGAACUCCUCAACUUAAAAAAUCAUGUCAAUUUCUAUAUAGACCUUUUUGCUGCACUUUACUGUUACAAGGUUUGUUUAUCCUUUCAAGUCACUGCAAGCCAUAGAGCAUAGGUUUGCACUAAUAUGAGGUAGGCAUAUUCCAGCUGACUGAGCUUUAUCUUUGGGCUCUGAUUUCCCAUCUAGAUAGAACUAGCCUUGGCUGCCAGAGGUUUUGACCCCUUGUACCAGUUGCCUGGUCUGCUUUCGUGCCAGACGUUGGAGAGCUGCAUGGCAUUUCUCCUCAGCUGGUGUAGUAGUAGUCUGUGAGUUAGUCUGUGAAUUCCUUGGGAGCUCACUAGACUCUGCAGCUGAGGAACAGAAGAAGGAUGGUAAUAUCUGGCAGAUUAUCUCAGGCAGCAAUGACUGCAGCUGUUGGAGCUGAACCUAUCUGCUGUGUGGAAUCACAGCCCUUGUUCAGAGUGUUCAAAAGCAUAGUUUACCAUUAAGCAUCUGGGUAUGCAUUAUGUGAUUAUUUUUAUGUGAGUGCCGAAAAUAUGCUAACAGUGAUAGUAUUUGAUCAUGUGGGUUUGUGUAGUAAAAAUGCAUUCAAAGCAGACAUUUUUUAUUGUACUUCAGGCUGGCUUCUGUUGUUCUAAUUUCAAAUAUAUUUAAACAUAUAAUUGAAAAAUCCAUAUUUUUUGAAUGGACAGAUUAAAGUGAACAGAUCUGUAGAAUUCUUAAAAGUUUUAACACAUUUGCUGUAAUAUAGCUAUGCUAUGAAAACUGGAAUAGAAGCUUUAUUCUAAAGAUAACUGACAGCUACUGUACAGUAUUAAGGAGAAGAUAGGGCUUCAAGUGACUCAGUAAUAAUUUGGAUAACUUUUUAUCAUUUGAUACC
Messenger RNA from Hirundo rustica (Barn swallow), 2200 nucleotides. It is a transcript of the gene SFRP4, whose product is annotated as secreted frizzled related protein 4. Gene Ontology annotation, cellular component: cytoplasm. The record is from RefSeq and is a predicted model, not a curated record. Gene Ontology annotation, biological process: canonical Wnt signaling pathway; non-canonical Wnt signaling pathway. Gene Ontology annotation, molecular function: Wnt-protein binding. Lineage: Eukaryota; Metazoa; Chordata; Aves; Passeriformes; Hirundinidae. The transcript is spliced from 6 exons. The coding region runs from base 52 to 1242 and encodes 396 amino acids.